GUGAAAACCGAAAACGAAGGAACAACAAAAUUCUUCUCCAACAAAUAACAUGUUUGCUUUUCAUCCCGAUGUGUCGUCACACUCUGGCUCCACCUUCGACGAACGCCGGUGGGUAAUUCAUCUCCGACAGAGUUUGAACGAGGAGAUCGAAGAGGACGCCGAAGUCCCUAUCAGCAUUUUCAGUGUACCUAAGACUUUAAUGGCUGCUGACCCAGACUCCUACGUGCCCCAAGAAGUGGCCAUCGGUCCGUACCAUUGCAGGCGGCCGGAGCUGUACGAGAUGGAGAGGUACAAGCUCGCCGCGGCUAAGAGAUUCCAGAAGAGUUUGCAGUCUUUCAAGUUUGGCCAUCUGGUUGAACAGGUGGCGAAAUAUGAGAAUAAAAUUCGUGCUCAUUAUCACAAGUUCUUGAAUUGCAACGGCGAAACUCUUGGGUGGAUGAUGGCGGUGGACGCUUCGUUCUUGCUUGAGGUCCUCCAAGCAUACGCCGCCGCACCUGACGACGGCCGAAAGACUGAGCUAAUGAAGAUUAGAGUUUCAUCCAUAAAGUCCCACUUGGCGGACAUUUCAAGCGUGAGAAUAUCAACAACCCUCGACAAUGCCAUUCUUAGAGACAUGGUGAAGCUGGAGAAUCAAAUCCCAUUGUUUGUACUACGUAAAAUUUUGGAACUUCAUCUGUCUUCCUCGGAGUCGGCGCAUGAUGUUUUAACAAGCAUGCUGAUAGGGUUUUGUAAAGAGGUUUCCCCUUUGAAGCUGCAGGUGGAUUUCCCGAACGUGACGACGGAAAUUGGGGCGGCGGCUCAUUUGCUAGAUGUUUUGUACCGACUUCUCAUCACCAUGCCCAGAAAGUGCGAGGCUAUAAUCGAGGAGAACGCUGCCGGCGGUGAAGACGAGGCGAUGAGACAAAUAAAUGACGGCGGUGGCAAAAAAGUGUUGCUUGUAGAUGGUGCACGGAAGAUGAUUGAGAAAAUGCUCAAAUGCCGGCUGGGCCGCUUCAUAAAGGGGAUUCUGUUUUUAAUGCCAUGGAAGGUGAUGACCCUUUUCGUCCCAGGACUAAAGCUAGUGCUGCAACCCAUUGAGACCUCCUAUCUCCGGCGUUUCCCUCCGGCCGGCGAAGAUAAAGAAGCCGGAACACUUGAAAGGGAAAAGAAGGGCAGUAGAAACGCUGAUAAUAACAACCCUCCGUUAGCAGAGGAAAUCGCAAUCCCAUCCGUUUCUGAGCUUCAUAAAGCGGGGGUGACGUUUCUACCCAUGAAGGAAGAAGGAAUUGCGGACAUUUACUUUGAUGAUAAAAAGGUGGUGCUUUACCUGCCCUGCAUUUGCGUGGACUUGAAUACUGCGGUGUUCUUGAGAAACCUAGUAGCAUACGAGGCAGGUAUGGCGUCAGGGCCAGUAGUGUUGACACGUUACACGGAAUUGAUGAAUGGGAUUGUUGACACAGAUGAUGACGUCAGAAUUCUUAGGGAGAGAGGCGUCAUUCUUAAUCGAUUGAAGAGUGAUGAGGAGGUGACUAAGCUGUGGAACGGAAUGAGUAGAUCCGUGAGGUUGACCAAAGUGCCCUUCUUGGAUAAGGCAAUCGAAGAUGUCAACAAGUAUUACCACGCAAGUUGGAAGGUCAAAAUGGGAAAUAUAAUGAAGCGAUAUGUGUUUGGGUCGUGGCGAUUUCUCACUCUCCUUGCUGCAAUUGCGCUCCUCAUUUUGAUGAGCCUUCAGGCGUUUUGUUCCAUAUUUCGCCUUAUUCGUGUAGGGUAGUAUCAAGGGCGGUCCGGGUUUCAAUGCCCAAACUUUUCAUGGGCUUGAAAAGCCGGUCUAAGCCGAACUAAAUUUGCUGCAUGUAAACUAGCAUGUCCCCAAGCCGAUGAAGGUAAAUUACACUUCAUUAAUAAUGGUCUGGCGAUUAAUUGUAAUCGUUUAAUUAAAGAUUCAGCAAUACUAUUUUGUGUAUGGACAUGAGCAACAGGAUGUUCCACAUCAAUCCCAAUCGACAUACAAUAGUCGUUAAAUGAUUGAGAUGUAAAUUCUCCUACAUUGUCAAGUCGGAUUCUCUUUAUAGAAUGAUCCGGAAAAUGAG
Cuscuta europaea is the source of this 2069-nucleotide messenger RNA. The record is from the annotation of a GenBank genome assembly. NCBI's taxonomy places the organism in Eukaryota, Viridiplantae, Streptophyta, Magnoliopsida, Solanales, Convolvulaceae.